AUGGAUUUGUUAGGAUCUAUAUUGCAGGCAAUGGAUAAACCUCCUUCGUGCUCGGAAAAACAAAAAAUGAUUCGUAAAAAAGAAAAAGAAGAAUUUCUUAAAAGGCAAAAGGAAAAAAAAGAAGUAUUAAAAAAAUUUAGACAAGAUGUUGAAAAUAAAUUAUCUGAAUUUCUACAAGAUGUCAGUUUAACCAAAUACGAAUUUGAACCAGCAGAUAAAGUUUUUAGAAGUGUAAUUCAUGAUGCUGCUGAAGUUGCCGGAGUUGCUGGAUUUACAAUCGGAGAAGAGGAUAUUGAUCGUAGAGUUAUUGUAUAUAAAAAAGAAUUUUCACCAUCAGAAGAAGAAUUAGCCGCAUUGAGACGAGGGGAAGAAUGGGAUCCUGAAAAGGCCAAACUUCUCGCUCGACAGAAAGAACUCGAAAUGAAAAAAGAAGAAGAAGAAAGGAUGAAAAACAAAAAUGUACAACCUACGACAAAUUACAUGGACAAAUAUACUCAUUUAAUCGGAGCUGUUGCAGCCAAAGAUGCUGCACAAAAAACACAAAUGAAUAAACAGUAUGGAUUCGUUCCUGCUGAAAAUAAAAGAGAUCAAAGAUCUAUUGAACAAACAUUAGCAGAUAUACAAAAUAAAAAAAGAUUAAAAACUUCACAUCCGACUUCUUGA
Molecule: messenger RNA, 663 nt
Organism: Pediculus humanus corporis (human body louse)
Lineage: Eukaryota; Metazoa; Arthropoda; Insecta; Psocodea; Pediculidae
Product: Sperm-associated antigen, putative
Exons: 5
Coding region: 1-663 (220 amino acids)
Molecular function (GO): nucleic acid binding
Source: RefSeq, a predicted model, not a curated record